Messenger RNA from Rodentolepis nana, 225 nucleotides. Lineage: Eukaryota; Metazoa; Platyhelminthes; Cestoda; Cyclophyllidea; Hymenolepididae. The record is from the annotation of a GenBank genome assembly.
AUGGCAUCAACUCCCAUCACUGCACAAAGUAGCCCUGUAGUGGGUCCUCUUCGCGAUUUGACAGAUGGAGCGGCGCCAAAAUCGUCGAAAUCUGAUUUUGCCUCGAAUGUCAGUCGUUUCUUCGAGUCGCGCAAAGUGAAAGUUGCGAAGCACCCUCCUCCUCCACCUGCUAGAAUCACUAAAGGUACCAUUGCUACUCCACUCAUGGGGAAAAAAUUUCCCUAA